GAGAUCAUUACGUUUACGUUGCGUUUUUACGUAGAGGCACACAGAUGUACGUUCGUUGUAUACGUAAGCAUAUUCCAAUCAAUUAAUUAAUAUUUAAUGCAAAUAAAUUACUCUAAGUUAUAAAUAUGUCUUUUCAAGUCAUACUCAGGUUGAUCAUUCUGGAAUUUUUCUACAUAUUACAGUGUUUUCACUGUGACAUCGCCGUCAUCACAUGGCUUUAGGUUUUUCUCGUGUAAACAGUCGAAAGUUUCGUCUAACAAAAUUCCCACAAUUCUCAUACAUUCCGGUAGAAUGGAAAAAGACACCUCUGACAAUUGCCCGUCAAGCAGCGCUGAACCUAAACGUUUGUCAGACCAUAAUGAUAAAGCAGAGCCCAGUGUUGUCAACAAUCAUAACAUCAUUUUGAACAUUCGGGGCGAACACUUUGUAGUAAAUGCGUCCAUUCUUGAACACUUUCCAAACACACGACUUGGCCGCUUGGCCAAGGACCCCAACCUUGAUGAACAGCUCGAUGAAAACGGUGAAAUUUUUUAUAACAAAGAUCCGAUCAUGUUUGGAUAUAUCAUGGAUUUCUACAGAGGUGAAGAGCUUCACGUUCCAAAGGACAAGUGUGUGGUUAGUGUGGAGGAGGACUUGGAGUACUGGGGCAUAGAGGACUCUUUGAUAUCACUCUGCUGCAGAAAGCGAUUUUUAGCCAGCCUCAACGAACUCUAUAAGACAGAGCAGAUCAAAAGAGAACUUGCAAGUCUUACUCAACAGGACAGACAAACUAUGAUGGAUUCUCCGAUAAAACAAACACUUGUUACGAUUUUUAAUAACAGGAAGUCAUCCCGUGCAGAAAAGGUUUGGUCUUGCCUAUACCCGUGGCUAAUUAUAUUGACAGUGGGGCUGAUGUUUUUCAGUACACAUCCCAACUUCCGUGUCGCACUUUCAUCAGCUCCUCAAACUCAGCAUGGGGCCUUUUCCUUAACCAACAAACAAGUGGAGCUUAUUGUCAACACAAAGCCACACAUUGUUCUCGUUUGCCUAGAGUUUAUCUUUUGUGUCAUUUUCACCGUCGAACUUCUUUUCAACGCUUUGGCCAGCUGUAAGCACAUUGUUGAAGUGUUCAACAUGACCACCCUGUGUACCGUGGUUUAUCUCGUUCCCGCUUGGAUCAGCCUGUUAACUCAAAUCGUGGACGCAGAGAGCUCGACUGGGAUCCGUCUGGCGAGCGUGAAGCUCAUAAUUCACGCACUCACCGUGCUGAGGGUGGCGCUCCUCCACAGACUGAUCUGGCACAACAGAGACCUCAGGUUACUGUUCUUUGCCCUCAAGUCGAGCAUCCAAGAACUCACCCUGAUGAUGGUAUUCGUGUUAAGUGUCGCAGUCAUGUCCUCGUCGUUUCUGUUCGCCACGAAUCUCUUUGUAGACUCAUCAAUUGAUAGCAUGUUCACAGGUCUAUGGUGGGCGGUUGUGACCAUCACAACGGUCGGCUACGGCGAUCAGCAUCCGCACUCGUGGCUCGGUUAUAUAGUAGCGUGUGUCUGUAUUUUAACCGGAAUCAUUGUAACUGGCAUGUCCAUACCACUUAUUACCAAGCGCUUCCACGUGUACUAUCAAACACGUCUCCCAGCAGAUAUAAAUCAUUUGUUAAAACGGAGGAAAUCUCGAGUUAGGCCAUGUUCCUGCAAACUAUUAGAAUGAAACUAGAAUAUGAUAAAUAAAAGAAAAAGAAAACACUAUUAUUUGUGGGGGAAAGUAUCAUUAUUAUUAAAUUUAGUAAUACGAGUACAUUAAAAUAUAUACAUAUACAUACAAUAUAUAUAUAUAUAUUAUAUGUGUGUGUGUGUGUGUGUGUGUGUGUGUGUGUGUGUGUGUGUGUGUGAUUUCUUUUUUCUUUGACAGUUUAAGAGAGGUUAUGUUUCAGUUUUAUUUUAUAUUAUAAUUUAACUUAGGGGUACAACGAUACGAUAUUGCGGUUUAUUAUAUACAUAGCAAUGAAUUAUAUAGAUCUGCAAGAACCACAAAAGUGAUAUUUGGUCAUAAAUAAUAUUUUCACUUUAUUUUAGCUGCAGUGAAAAUAUAGAAAUCGCAUUUACAUUUUUGUAAAAUUCAUGAUUAAAUUAUCACCCUUUG
Messenger RNA from Gigantopelta aegis, 2118 nucleotides. RefSeq names its product potassium voltage-gated channel protein Shab-like. The coding region runs from base 292 to 1686 and encodes 464 amino acids. The transcript is spliced from 3 exons. Gene Ontology annotation, biological process: protein homooligomerization; potassium ion transmembrane transport. Gene Ontology annotation, cellular component: voltage-gated potassium channel complex; membrane. NCBI's taxonomy places the organism in Eukaryota, Metazoa, Mollusca, Gastropoda, Neomphalida, Peltospiridae. The record is from RefSeq and is a predicted model, not a curated record. Gene Ontology annotation, molecular function: delayed rectifier potassium channel activity; protein binding.